AUGGCGGAAUCUGGAUCCUUGGAGCCCUCAUUACAAAUGGCAGCUCAGCGUUAUCAGCAUCUACACGACGCUGCUAUGCCACCUGGCAUGUGGAAUCCUGCAGAUCAGAGGCAUAUGGCUGGAGCUUUUCAGGAUAAUCGAGUGAUUCCAUAUGAGGGCAUUAAAGGAGCGGAUAUAAACACAGCGCAGUGGACAUAG
Messenger RNA from Penicillium macrosclerotiorum, 198 nucleotides. RefSeq lists its product as uncharacterized. NCBI's taxonomy places the organism in Eukaryota, Fungi, Ascomycota, Eurotiomycetes, Eurotiales, Aspergillaceae. The record is from RefSeq and is a predicted model, not a curated record. The coding region runs from base 1 to 198 and encodes 65 amino acids. The transcript has 2 exons.